Messenger RNA from Closterium sp. Naga37s-1, 540 nucleotides. NCBI's taxonomy places the organism in Eukaryota, Viridiplantae, Streptophyta, Zygnematophyceae, Desmidiales, Closteriaceae. The record is from the annotation of a GenBank genome assembly.
AUGAGGGCGGGGGACCUGCGGGCGAGCUGUGAGCGGCAGCAGCUGGACGUGGGGUGCCGGCUGGGGCCUCAUCAGGUGGUGGCGUGCGUCAAGAGGAAGCUCAGACUGCACCGCCUCAUGCACCUCUUCAUCGCCACCAAUGCUGCCCACCAGGAGGUGCAGCAGGUGAAGCAGCUGUUUCAAGCCAGAGACCCCGCCCCACCACCGCCCCCAGGAGCACCCAUCCUCCCUCCAGGCCUCACCUUCCAAGUGGUAACCGGUGUGCACGGUUGGCCGGGGCUGAAGCGGUGGUUCGGUGCACUGGAUGACACACAGUUGAAGCAGGUAGAGGCAGAGGUGGAAAAGGUGGUGGCGGUGCGAGGCACUGUGUUCCAAGGCACGUGCACGUCUACCUUCUCCCUGGAUGUGGAGAGAAUGAGGCUGGCCCUGGGAAGAGGUAGCUGCCACGACUCAUUUGUGUGCGAUGAGGAGAUAGCGGCGGGCGAGGUGGUGAAUGAGUCGGAGAGGAAAGGCUGCGGGAUGGAGUUUCUCUUCUGGUAG